AAAUGACUGAAAUACGUAAACAUAGCAACAACAAUAAGAGCGGAGUAAGCAAGGCUUAAGCCAUAAGUUUGACACUGAAUGAGCGGUGGAAGCAACAGGCGAUAGCUAUUAGCCACAAGCCAAACAUUGCUGCUCUGGCGAGAUCAGUUUAAGCGAGACAGUCGAGUGGAAAAGUUAACAAACGCGCAUGAAACGAGUAAACACUGAAACGUCGAAGUUUGUGGAAAACGUGAAAAAUACAUAGUAUUUAAUAACAAGUGGUGACUAAGAUUCAAUGAAAGCGAAGUGAAUAGUUUUUCUUUUCUUUAUUGCCAACAUUAUUUUUUCGAGUGCGUCGCCAAUUAAAAUCAAACAGUAGCAGUGAUUGCAAGUGACAGCAGCUAAGACGCGCUUGUUGUAAUAGCGGAAAAAUUAUAUACUUCCUUUUUUAUUUCUGCAUUUCUGCGUGCAAAAAACAAACAACAACCCAAGAUACUCAAGUGAAGUGACGCGCUAAAGUUAAAUGUAAUUGACAAAGCGUUAAUUCUAGAAACUCCGAUCAACGAAAGCCUGCAAUUCAAAUAUAAAAAAAUCAGCGGAAAAAAAUAUAAAAGAAUUAUAUAAAAAAACAUACAUACAUAAAUUUGAAAAAAAAUCGCACAGCGAAAGCAACUAAGCAGCGAAAAGGAAAGACUUAAGCGCCGAACGCGAUGGCCACACAAGCGCACACGAAACAAAUGACGGCGACAAGGAGCCAGCUGUUCACGGCCUUGCUAAUUUUCGCCAGCCUGCUUGUUAGCCAGGUUACUACACAAGAACUUUCGCCACCAAAUGAAUUUGCUCCCCACGUAACGGCGACAUGCAAAUCCGGCACAAUGAAUAUCAAAGUGAAAUUCAAUGGUCCCUACACGGGUGCAGUGCAUGCGCGCGAUCAUCGAAAUGCUGCCUGCAUGGCCAUGGGCGACGGCUCGGAUGCGGUAGGCUUCAGCAUAAAUCUGUUGGCGAAACAGGGUGCGCCCGAUUACUGUGGCGUGCUGGUCAGCAACGUGAGUGGUACCAACCGUACUGAGGAGCGUUCGAUACAGUUGGCGGUGCGCGUGCAUAAAACACUGGAAUUGGCGGAUGAUAAAUUUUAUGUAAUCACUUGUGGCAAAUCCGGUUUUGGACGCGAUGACAACGCGCAUGUCAUCUUGAAGUUCUUGGAGAAUGAUCGUCGUGUACGUGAAACGGUUUAUGGCCAUGAGUACAAAAUACGCGCAGAAUUAACGAAGCCAAAUGGUACCUAUGGCAUACGUGUGGCGAACUGCUUCGCUUUCGACAAGAAGAACAUCAGCAUUCCGCUCACUGACGACAGAGGCUGCCCCGUGGAUCCCGAUAUAAUUUCGCGUUUUGUACCAAACCCUGAUGGCCACAGCGCUGAAGCGACACUCAAAUCGAUGUUCAAGUUUCCAGAAGGGUCUGAAGUGCAUCUACAAUGCGAUGUGAUUCAAUGCUAUGGCCGUUGCAUGGAUGAUGAGGACUGCAAACAGAUCGCUUUGGCCGGUGCAGGUGGCGUAAGCAAAGGAGGCAAUCGUAAAUUGGGUCCAAAUGAGGAGGGUUCCAGUUUGGCGGGCACCACUGUAUUUGUGCUCGAUCCAGCAAAGGCGCCAUUGAUCAGUGGUGACUGCGAGGAUGGCAUUCGCCCACCAUGGCUACUGUGGUUGGCCAUCACACUCGGCGUACUCUUCCUCAUCAUGUUGCUGAUGAACAUUUUCCUCUGCACAGCGAUGAGUUGCAGCUGUGCGAAUACCGAGAUCAUCGAAAAAGAACCAUCCAUCAUUGAAGAAUACGAUCCGUACCGAAGUUGGCAUGGUAGUCAGUAUGGGUCGCGUUACUCACUGCAUGGGCGUGACGCGCAUAAAGGCUACACAAGCGGUGGCUCAACAAUACACUCGAAUAGGUCGAUUCCCAUUGAUAAUGACAAUUAUGCGAUUGUACAUUCACGUCCCGGCUCUAGGCAAACCGGACAUGCGCAAGGACACCGCUCCCGCGGACCGCCCAGUAAUAUGUAACACAAAUAUUUUGAUUACGAUAAUGCUAACUCUUAACGUUAAGUAAAAUACUAAGUUUGGUUUUUUUUUUGAAUAAAAAAAAAUAAUAACAAAUUAAUAUGAAAUUAAUUAAAAAAUAUAUAAAAUUGUAUAUAAAAAAUGCAGCCGCAGCGCUUUUACUGCAAACUGUUCUUACUCACGCACUUUGGCCCGCACUGCUUUCCACAACUAACGAAAACGUUGAAGCUGCUAUGUUCUAAAGGCGCUGAGUGUCAGCUGUUAACGAAAUCCUAUUACACUUGAAUAUUUUUAAAGAGAAUUAUUUUGCAUUAAAUUUUACCAAAAUUAAUAUUUUUAUUGUUUUCUAAAAAAAAAAAUUAUUUU
Molecule: messenger RNA, 2393 nt
Organism: Anastrepha ludens (Mexican fruit fly)
Lineage: Eukaryota; Metazoa; Arthropoda; Insecta; Diptera; Tephritidae
Exons: 11
Coding region: 690-2030 (446 amino acids)
Source: RefSeq, a predicted model, not a curated record